Molecule: messenger RNA, 1362 nt
Organism: Prunus armeniaca (apricot)
Lineage: Eukaryota; Viridiplantae; Streptophyta; Magnoliopsida; Rosales; Rosaceae
Source: the annotation of a GenBank genome assembly
AUGGAUCAAAUUGCUUCUUGCAUUCAUGAUGAGCUUGCCUUGUUUGUUCAGAAAUAUAGAAGGGUUGUGAAAGAUAAAACCAAAGUCACUAGGAAUUGUCAAAAUCUUCCUAGUUUGUCUACAUGUGUGUCUCAAGGCAAUGUUUUUAAGGAGAUGUAUUUUUUGGACUUUUAUGGCUUUAGGGAGGACAAAAGUUUGAAGGGUCUUGUAAAGUGCUAUCUAUGUGGUGGUGCUGGUCACAUUGAUGUGGAAUGUGCAAAUAACCACAUGAUAGAGUCUAAUGGGAGAGAAGAGUCAAUUAGUGCACAAUGGAGUGAUAAUGAUAGUGAUGAUUCCAAUAACUAUAUCACUUCAUCUUUUGAAGAGGCAAAAAUUUUUGCCCUUGUUGGUUCUAUUCAUAACUCUAGCCUUGCUAGAGUUCGUGUAGUUAAGGAAGGAAAAACUUAUUCAGGAAAUCAAUCUGUGUCUAGAGAUGAUAGGCAGAAUGACCAGUCAUACAGGGAACAGGAUGACCAGGAACAGGAUGACCAGUCAUACAAGGAACAGGAUGACCAGUCAUACUUGGGUAUAUGUGAAAAGUAUGAUGUCCUUUUUAUUGAAACUUCCAAGCUUAAGGAAAGAAAUUUCUUACUUGAAAGGAAGACGUUGAAGAGUGAAAGGGAUUCAUUGAUUGUCAUUAAAAAUGACAUUUCAAACCAAUUGAAUGUGCUCAAGGAAAACAACUUGGUUUUCCAAGCCUCCAACAAGAAUUUGUUGACUCAGAUAAAUGAGGCAAAUGACACGGUGAUCAAGCUUACCAUAGGGGAUAAAAAGAUGGAUAAAAUGUUGAAUAUGGGUAAGGUUCAUCGAGACAAAACAGCUUUUGGUUAUGGUUGUUCUAGUUCAUGUGUUCCUCCUCCUUUGACCACAUUUGUCAAGGAGUCAAAUACAAAGUUUGAUGUUUUAGAGACAACUAGGACUCAAAGAUUCAUUCCUACUUGUUACCAUUGUGGUGUGAAAGGUCACAUUCGACCUAGGUGUAGUGCUCUAAGGAAUGUGUCUAGAUCAACCAAUGCAAAUGACUUUAAAAACCAUGUUUCAUCUCUUAAAACAUGUGAGCUUGCAAAAUCUAUUAUUUGUACAAGAGAUAAACAUUCUUCACUUGCAAAAUUUGGUUUUCAACAACCAAAAAGGAAUUUUGAGCAAAAGCCUUUUGUUCAUUUCAAGAAAGUAAAUGAUGACUCAUUUCAAACUCAAGUGAAUGAUCUUCUUUAUAAAGUUGUCAAAAUUCCUAAGGUGAUCUCUUUGCCUCAUAAAGUCUCAAAAGUGAAGCAAGUUUGGAUCAAGAAGGAAGACCAUGUUCUUUCUCAUGUUGGUGACUAG